Brettanomyces bruxellensis is the source of this 1344-nucleotide messenger RNA. It is a transcript of the gene LYS9, whose product is annotated as saccharopine dehydrogenase (NADP+, L-glutamate-forming). Gene Ontology annotation, cellular component: cytoplasm. The coding region runs from base 1 to 1344 and encodes 447 amino acids. The transcript has a single exon. Gene Ontology annotation, molecular function: saccharopine dehydrogenase activity. NCBI's taxonomy places the organism in Eukaryota, Fungi, Ascomycota, Pichiomycetes, Pichiales, Pichiaceae. The record is from RefSeq and is a predicted model, not a curated record.
AUGGCCACAAAGAAAGUUCUUUUGCUUGGUUCCGGCUUUGUUGCCCAGCCAACCAUUGAUAUCCUCUCCAAGGAGGCUGAUGUCGAAUUGACCAUUGGUUGCAGACAUCCAGAAGAUGCCAAGAAGUUGGCCCACGAAAACAACAAGAUCAUCGCCGUUGACGCCACCAAACAGGAGGAGUUGAACAAGAUUGUCGCACAGUACGAUCUUGCCAUCUCGUUGAUUCCAUACAUUUACCACACCAACGUCGUUAAGGCUGGUAUUGCAGGUCACACUGAUGUGGUGACGACCUCGUACAUCUCGGAUGCAAUGAGAGCUUUGGAGCCUGAGAUCAAGAAGGCCGGAAUUGUUGUCAUGAACGAGAUCGGUUUGGACCCAGGUAUUGACCACUUGUAUGCCGUUAGAGCCAUCCAUGAGGCACACUCUAAAGGUGGUAAGGUGACCUCCUUCAUAUCCUUCUGUGGUGGUUUGCCAGCCCCAGAGGACUCCGACAAUCCACUCGGUUACAAGUUCUCGUGGUCUGCCAGAGGUGUUUUGCUUGCUUUGCAGCACACUGCCCACUAUUACAAGAAUGGAAAGCUUGUUGAGGUUCCAGCCAAGGAGUUGAUGGCAUCUGCCAAGCCAUACCUUGUUUACCCAGGUUACGCUCUCACGUGCUACCCUAACAGGGACUCCACCCAGUACAAGGAGUUGUACAACAUCCCGGAGGCCAAGACUUGCAUCCGUGGUACUUUGAGAUUCCAGGGCUUCUGUGAGUUCGUCCAGGUUCUGGUGGACUUGGGAUUCCUCAAGGAUGAGGCCAACCCAAUUUUCCAGAAGCCAAUUGCCUGGAAAGACGCCUUGUCGCAGUACAUCGGUGCCAAGUCCAACUCUGCCGAGGACAUCCUUGCAAAGGUUGACACUUUGACCAAGUACAAGAACGAAACCGACAAGGAGAGAGCCCACUACGGCCUUAAGUGGCUGGGUAUGCUUUCAGACACCAAGAUCCACCCAAGAGGAAACGCCUUGGAUGCUCUCUGUGCCACUAUGGAGGACUUGAUGCAGCUUGGUCCAAAGGAGAGAGAUCUCGUUAUCUUGCAGCACAAGUUCGGAAUUGAGUACCCAGACGGAAAGAAGGAGACCAGACUCUCCACUUUGAUCGACUACGGUAUUCCAGGUGGCUACACCUCCAUGGCCAGAACCGUUGGUAUCCCAUGUGCUGUUGCUUGCAAGUUUGUCUUGAAGCAUGCUGGUGUCUUUGCUACACCAGGUUUGUACCGCCCAUUGACUCCAGAGAUUUCCGAGCCUUUGUUGGAGGCUUUGAAGAAGGACUACGGCAUCUACCUUGUCGAGAAAACUUUGUAA